CAAUGGAGCUUUUGGUGCAGCUGAAUGUAAAUUCACAGUGCAAAGGAGUAACUCCCUCUCCAUCUGCUCUUGCUCACCAGGUCCUGGAGAAAUAUCCCAACACGCCCAUGAGCCAUAAAGAGAUCCUUCAAGUUAUCCAGAAAGAAGGACUUAAGGAAAUCAGUGGGACAUCCCCCCUGGCCUGCCUGAAUGCCAUGCUGCACACCAACUCCCGUGGUGAGGAGGGCAUCUUCUACAAGGUCCCGGGCCGCAUGGGCGUCUACACCCUCAAGAAGGACGUCCCGGACGGGCUGAAGGAGCUGUCGGGCUCUGAGGAGAGCAGCGAUGGCCACUCGGACUCGCAGAGCUCGGAGCACAGCAGCUCCAGCAGCGACGGCUGCGCCAAGGACCGCAGGAAGAGCAGGUGGAAAAGGAAAGUUUCGUCCCGCCUGGCGCCGGCAGCCCCCGCCCAGCCCGGCUGCCCCUCGCCAUCCAUCCCUGCCAAGGGCCUCUCCUCCUCUCAGAAACACAGCAAGAAGGCUCUCAAACAGGCCCUGAAGCAGCAGCAGCAGAAGCAGCAGCAGCAGCAGCAGAAGCAGCAGCAGCAGCAGCAGCAGCAGUGCCGGGCGGGAAUGGCUCCGGGAAUGGGGCCGGGAAUGGCGCUGCCCUCCAGCCAGCACGUCCUGCUCAAGGCCAAGGGCGCCGCGCCCGGGAAGUCGGGCUGGGAAGGGAAGCAGGAUGGACAUUCCAGCAGCCCCCCAAACUCCACGUCCAGCUCCUCGCCCUCGGUGAAGCUGGAGAACUCCCUGCCAGGGCUGGGCAAGAAACCCUUCCCGAGAUCCGACAGGCUCCACGCACGUAAGAGAUGGAUUUCCCUGCUUUCCCGGGGUUUGGCUGCUCCAGUGCCAGGACAGAAGCCUAAAACAGCAAAAAUGGAGUGAAGUGUGCUAAUUCCAUUGCUGAGGGACCCUGGAAGGUGCUGCCAGCCUGCUGGGAAUUGGGAUAAAUAAUUCAUAGUGCCAUGUUCAGAUCAGCCCUUCCCAGGCCUCGUCAGCUGGGCCUCUCCUGGGGAUUCCCAGCUCUUGGAGAGCACAAAAGGACCUGCAUUAUUUAUGGGUUUUUAAUGUACUUACACGCUCCAAUAACAUGAAAAAGGAAAAGAAGUUCCUCCCUGGAUCUCUGUCCCUCAGACCCCGCUGGAUUUGGCUCCCAGGCUUUGCUGGAGCUGGGGCUUGCUCAGCCCUCCCGACCUUCCUGGUUCCUUUUACGUUCUCCAAGGGUGGGAUUGACCAUGGUGAAUUUAAGGAUAUUCUUACAAAGUCCUGGAAUGUCCUGGGGGGGAAGAAACCCACGAGGAUCAUGGAAUCCAGCUCCUGGUGCUGGCCAGGAUA
This is a messenger RNA of Cyanistes caeruleus (blue tit), 1370 nucleotides long. Lineage: Eukaryota; Metazoa; Chordata; Aves; Passeriformes; Paridae. The record is from RefSeq and is a predicted model, not a curated record.